UUGAUCUAAAAUAAUGUAACGAAAUUAAUAUUUUUAUUUUUUUGAGAUAAUUUUAUAACCCAUUUCUAUUAUUUUAUAAACUUUACGCAUUUUUUAAAAUUGAAGUGAAAAACUUUAUGUGUAAGAUAUGCCUCCUAAGAAGAAAAGAAAUCAGAAACCGCAAAUCGGCGAACAUGUUAGAAUUGCUGUAGAUAUUAAAUUACAACAAUUCUUAAAUAACCAUGAACAAACUGAAUUAGAAUUUCCCAAUAGUUUGUCUUCAGUUGAAAGGGCUUAUAUUCACAUUUUAGUGAAAGAUCAUGGUCUUAAAUCAAAAUCUAAAGGAAAAGGGGAUCAACGGUUUUUAACAAUUUAUAAAAGAGAUCGUUCAACAAUUAUACAAUCAGAUUGUAGCUUCAAUUUGACCAAAGCCUCAUAUCAAGCAAUUGUCAAUUUGCUCACAACAUACCCUCUUUCACUUAAAGAAAAAACUGAUGUUAAAUCAGAAACCAACUCUCUAAGAUCCGGUAAUCCAAAAGUUCAACAUAAUAAAGACUUUUUAACCAAUCCUGGUCGACUAAAUAAUGGGUUUGCUUUAGUACCUACUUUGAGUUAUAAUCCAGAAUUAAAAUCUUUUCGUGAUUCUUUACCUAUAUCACAGUAUAAAAGUGAAAUAUUAGAUCUAAUAAAUGGCCAUCAAGUUAUUUUGGUUUCUGGAGAAACUGGUUCAGGCAAAACGACCCAAAUACCACAAUUUAUAUUGGACGAAGCAAGUACUAAAAAUCAGUGCUGUCGUAUUAUUUGCACACAGCCUAGAAGAAUAUCUGCAGUAUCGGUAUGUGAAAGAGUUGCUUAUGAAAGAGGCGUACAAGUUGGUCAAGAUGUUGGUUAUCAAAUCAGAUUGGAAUCACGAGUCAGUCCUCAAACAGGUUUAAUCUACUGCACUACAGGUGUACUAUUAAGGACAUUAAUGGGUUCAAACAAAAGUUUUUCUAACAUAACGCAUGUUAUAAUUGAUGAAAUACAUGAACGUGAUAAAUUUACUGAUUAUUUGCUAAUAGUGCUUCGAGAUAGCUUGCCUAAAAAUCCAUCACUGAAACUCAUUCUUAUGUCAGCUACAAUGGAUACAAAAGUGUUUACAAAGUAUUUUAAUAAUUGCCCUUUUAUUGAAAUUCCUGGGCGUUUAUUUCCAGUAAAGUCUUACUUUUUAGAAGACAUUCUUCAAAUAACCAAUUACUCGAAUAAAGAUAUGCAAAGAAUUAUGAGGUCACUUAGUAAUCAAAAUAAGAAGAAUGAUGAUUGGGCAUCACAAUUUAGGAACAUGCAUUUGAAUGAAAGUCAUGGCAGCGAAAGUGAACCAGAGCCUGAAAAUGAUUUAAAAGAUAUAAUGGACCAAUCCCUGGCAGAACUUUGGAUGAAUGGAUCCCCUCAUUACUAUGGACAAAUUCUACAUCUUAUCCUAAAUGAAAAUGUCUCUGUAAAUUAUCAACAUCGAUCUAUAGGUUGUACUAUAUUAAUGGUUUGUGCUGGAAGAGGAUUUGUUGAUCAAACAGAACACAUUUUGAGUUUAGGUGCUAAUACAAAAUUACGUUCAAACAAUAACUGGACUGCCUAUGAUUGGGCCCAGAACUUUGGUCAAAAAGAAUGUGCAGAUCUUAUUGUUGCAUAUAGCGGUAGUCUUAAAAUGUCAAAUGAAAUUGAUAAUAUUCAAAGAAACAUACAAAGUGAUGAAGUUAAGAAACUUCUUGAAGCUUAUUCAUACUCUUUUAAUUCUGAUGACGAAGUUGAUCAUGAUUUAAUAUUACAUGUAAUUAAAUUUUUACAUUCUAACCAAGACGAUGGUGGAAUUCUUGUUUUCCUGCCAGGAUAUGAAGACAUAGUUAAUUUACGAGAUUUAAUAAUUAGAGAUGAAAAAUUGCAAGAAAGGCCUUAUCAAUUAUUUAUUCUUCAUAGCAAUAUGCAAACUAUUGAUCACAAACAGGUGUUUAAGAAAUUAAUUGGAAUUAGGAAAAUAAUUCUGUCUACUAAUAUUGCACAAACUUCUGUUACCAUAGAUGAUGUAGUAUAUGUUGUUGAUUCCGGAAAAGUGAAAGAAAUUUCUUUUGAUGGGAUUAGUAAUACGACAUGCUUAAGAGCAAAUUGGGUAUCAAAGGCUUGUGCUAUGCAGAGGGCAGGAAGAGCGGGUCGGGUUCGUCCUGGUUUAUGCUUUCAUUUAUUCUCUAGUGCACGUUAUAAUGAAGUUAUGAAACCAUUUACUACGCCGGAUAUAUUGCGGACUCCUUUGCAGGAACUAUGCUUGCAAACAAAACUCUUAGCACCAGUGGAAAUGUCCAUUGCUGAUUUCUUACAAAAAGCAAUCGAUUCACCUCCAGCUAUGAUUACGAAACAAGCAGUGGCGCUGUUAAAAACUAUGGGUGCUUUAGACAAUUCUGAAGAGCUAACAGAAUUAGGAAUGCAUUUAGUGAAUACUCCUUUAGAACCGAGAUUAUCAAAAAUGAUUAUGUAUGGAGUUAUUUUCAAGUGUCUCGAUCCUAUAUUAACUAUUGCUUGCUGCUUAGCACACAAAGAACCAUUUGUAAUACCGACACAAACAUUUGAAAAACGAACCUUAGCAAAUGUUCGUAAAGAUUUUUCAGGGGGAACUUUCAGUGAUCAUAUGAUGUUAUUGCAAAUUUUUCAGGCAUGGCAAAAAUCAAGGCAAGGCAAAUAUGAACGUCAGUUCUCCACAAAAAAUUUUGUUAAUUCUGCAACAAUGGAACAAAUUCUCAACACUCGCACACAAUUAUUAGGACACCUGAGAGCUUCUGGGUUUGUCAAAGCAAAAGGGCAUUAUGAUAUAAAGUAUUUAAAUGUGAACUCUGAUAAUUGGCCUCUUAUUAAAGCAGCUAUGGUUGCUAGUUCAUAUCCUUCAAUGUGCAGAUUAGAUAGAGAAUAUAUGACACUGCGCACACAAAAUGAAACAAAGGUUGGCUUUCACCCUUCAAGCAGUUUAAAGACUGAAAUCAAUUUCAAACAUAAACCAUCAGCAGCCCAGGUUGAAUUUUUGAACAAAGUUCCUUCAGAAUGGAUGAUCUUUGAAGAAAAAUCCAGAGUUGGUCCUUGGUGUUUUAUUCGAAUUGUUACAUUUGUUUCACCUAUAACUGUGGCACUUUUUGGUGGGCCGAUCAGGAACACUUCAUCUAUGAUUACUAAAACUCCUGUGGUUGAACUUUCAAGUGAAUCAGACAGUGAGUCUGAACAUAAUUCAAAUAGAACUAAUAAUACAAAAACAUUUGCAGUGGAUGAUUGGGCUCGCUUUGAGUUUGAUGACAAAACUGCAGAUUGUAUUUAUGAUUUAAGAAGAAAAUGGAAUGCCUUAUUUUUAAGAAGGUUGAUCAACCCAUCGAAAGCUAUGUCAGCGGCUGAUGAAGCUGUGUUGAAUACUGUUAUUAAGGUAUUAACUGAAGAAGACUUAAAAGCAGGUUUUGUGCAACCGGUGGGUAUUGGACAAAGGCCUUUAUCUACAGAAGACAUGACUCCUGCGGUGUACCAAAAUUUCUCAAACAAGGAUACAUGUAGUGCUAAAAAUAACAUAUCAUGGAGAGACAGACAAUCUAAACCUAGCUUUAAUAGAAAUAAUGAUAGAAUUUGUAAUGUCAAGUAUUCUAAAUACUUUUUGUAUAAAAUGGAUCACGGCAAAGAUGGGACCACUAUGUAUAGAUACAAGCAAAUAUUUACUGUUAAUCAGAAAUUUGCAAUGUUGUUUCAUAGAAUCUUACAGAAUCAUGGUCGUGUAUAUAUCAUAUUUUUAUCUGCAAACAAAAUGAAUUUUGAUGGUGUAGCUGAAGUUAAAAGCAGCGUCUCGGGCAAUGAUAGAAAUGUUCAACUAAACUGGUUGAGUCGCUUACAUGUGCCAAUUGCAGGCAGCGGGUUUGGAACAACUGUGAAUGUUUCUGUUGUAAGUGACGGCAUUGAACUUGAAGAUGAAUUUGGAAAAACUUUGAUGGAUUAUUUAAUUAAUUACAAACCCUCUAUCAUAAUUCUGCUGAAAAAUAUUAUGUACAGAAGAAUUAAAAUUAUAAUACUCGGAUUUUUUCUGUUAUGUAAAGUAUUUAUUUAUAGUGUAUAA
This is a messenger RNA of Ctenocephalides felis (cat flea), 4087 nucleotides long. Its product is annotated as 3'-5' RNA helicase YTHDC2-like. The transcript has 13 exons. NCBI's taxonomy places the organism in Eukaryota, Metazoa, Arthropoda, Insecta, Siphonaptera, Pulicidae. Bases 128 to 4087 code for a protein of 1319 amino acids. Gene Ontology annotation, molecular function: ATP binding; RNA binding. Gene Ontology annotation, cellular component: intracellular anatomical structure. The record is from RefSeq and is a predicted model, not a curated record.